Messenger RNA from Cladophialophora immunda, 1026 nucleotides. RefSeq lists its product as uncharacterized. The transcript is spliced from 2 exons. Lineage: Eukaryota; Fungi; Ascomycota; Eurotiomycetes; Chaetothyriales; Herpotrichiellaceae. The record is from RefSeq and is a predicted model, not a curated record. The coding region runs from base 1 to 1026 and encodes 341 amino acids.
AUGCCGUCCUCCAAGGAAAUGCCUCCUUCCAAAACCCCUUUCUUCCCUAACCACUUUAUUCAGAAUCAAUUUUGCACCAAACCCCAAUUCCCUCCGCAAGAUACCGACCUCACAGGCAAGGUGGCUAUUGUGACGGGAUCCAACAGCGGCUUGGGCCUGGAAUGUGCCUGCCAACUGCUCUCCUACAAGCUCACUCGGCUGAUCAUGGCGGUCCGCUCCACCACAAAGGGUGAGAAUGCAGCUGCUGCGCUACGAGAGCAGUACCCUAAUGCCACUGUUAGCGUGUGGCAGUUGGAUAUGGCAUCUUACGACUCCGUCCGCGCCUUUGCGGCACGCGCGGAUAGAGAGCUCUCCCGUCUUGACAUUGCCCUCCUCAACGCAGGUGUAGGAUUUGGCGGCUUCAAGAUCGUGCCCGCCACCGGCCAUGAGGAGACUGUUCAGGUCAACUACCUUUCAACGAUGCUCCUGUCCAUCCUUCUGCUUCCUAUAUUGAAGGACAAAUCACCGGCGGGGUCGCCCGGGCGAUUGACCAUAAGCACAGCCAUGCUCUCCAUCACGGCCAAAUUUGCCAACAAGAACGAGGUCCCGCUUCUGCCCUCGUUCGACGACCAGAAGUAUUUCGACCCCAUGGACAUCUACUCGACCUCGAAGCUACUCGGCCAGUUGUUCGUGUGGAAACUCACCGACUUGGUGUCUGCCGACAACGUCGUGGUGAACCUGGUUGAGCCGGGCUUCGUCAAAGGCACGGAUCUUCACAGGGAUAGAUCCAUCCCCGCGAAGGUGUUCAUGAGCUUCUUCAAAGCAGCAGCUGCCAGAACCGUCAAAGUCGGUGCUUCAACAUAUCUCGAUGCUUCAAUCGUAAAGGGCAAAGAGUCACACGGCUGCAUUUUGAUGAACUGGGAAAUUGCACCGUAUGCCCCGUUUGAAUAUACACCGGAAGGCAAGACUGUUAUGGAAAGACUCUGGCAAGAGACAAUACACGAGUUCAACUUCGUUGAUACGAUGGGCAUCCUUAAGUCGCUAUGA